Messenger RNA from Mytilus californianus (California mussel), 1043 nucleotides. RefSeq lists its product as uncharacterized. The record is from RefSeq and is a predicted model, not a curated record. The transcript is spliced from 2 exons. Lineage: Eukaryota; Metazoa; Mollusca; Bivalvia; Mytilida; Mytilidae. Bases 158 to 757 code for a protein of 199 amino acids.
CAACUAUUUCAGUUAUAUUUUUAAUUAACGAUGCCAAGUGCUUGUUGUUGCGUACCUGGAUGUCAUUUAAGAGGAGGACAUGCAUUUCCAAAUGACUUAAAAAGAAGGAAAAGUUGGAUCAACGCCAUGGCCCAUACGCAGAUUGGACGAGAACACGAUGAUAUCGUGGAGUCCAUCUCAAUCAGCUGUUGUUUGCAAGGCACGUUUUACUGAAAAAGACUACGUGCAGGAAACUAUUCAUGGGCGCAAACCCACCAUACAGAGACUUAAGUCUACUGCAAUUCCCAGCCUAUUUUCCUGGACCAAGCAAGAGACUGAAUCGUCCGCAAAAAGAAAAAUCAGGGCAGUUUCCUGUGAAAACAAAAGAACUAAACUUGAUGAAUAUUGUAGUAGAAAUCUAGAGGAAAGUUUUGAUUGUAAAGUUGGUUUUCCUGAAGAAGUCAUUCAUACUGCAGAAAGGAUUUAUGACUGUCCACCACCAACUGCCGAGCUAAUGUUGAGCUUCACAGAUGGAAUUACGCAAACACCAUCAAUGCCUAUGUUUUUAACAGAGAAUUUUGAAAUGAAGACACGUGACACAGCCAUGCAUUUUUAUACCGGUUUAGAGUUGUAUACUAAAUUUUUAUUUGUUUUGACCACACUUGGUCCAGCAGCACAUUGUUUGAGAUACAUAUAUUUUCAAAUUGAUAGGGUGUCAGUUGAAAAUCAGUUUUUUUAUGACUUUGAUGAAAUUGAGGCAUCAUACAACCAGCUUUGAACUGUCUAAAUUCUAGAUUGAAUCUAGUGUUAAGAAUAUUGUGUAUACAUGGAUUGUUUUUAUGUCUAAACAGUGGUGUGAGGCUAACACUUAGCCAUCUAGUGGUUUAGUCAGGUAUUUUUCACCAUCCAACUUCAAAUUAAAGUUUCCUACGACUUGGAUUAUUAUUGACAGCACAGAAUAUCCCGUGAUAAAACCUAAAGCUCCUAGAGCUCAGGCAACCUUUUCAUCAAAUAAAAUCAGAAACACUGAAAAUUCUUGAAUGUUCGACACCUGGUGGUUUAGU